GAAAACAGAGGACACAGAUAUGGGAAGUGCGGAAGCACCUACUGUAUCAAAUUGAUAUAGGAAUAACAGAGAGUUGGCCAUUCUAAGAGCUCAGUACAGAGAAGUUGGUCACCUGGACAGUGCAGAGAAACUGGGAGUUUUUGAAAGAAAUGUUUGUUUUUCAAGUUUUUGGACAUUUUUAAAUAUCCUUUUUGUGGUACGCCACACAACUCCUCCGUUUCUGAUUGGAUGAACGAGGCAGUUUGUCCCUAUAGAAAGCUAUCUGUAGCUCUAACAGGCUGCAGAGUGAUUGUUGCAGUAAUUUGAGAGUUGGAGCAUCUAUCAGAAUGCCAGGCGAAAUUUGCUCAUGGCUGGUGCUCCUUUCUCUAUUUGGAACGACCCACAGCUGCCUUCAGGAUCCUUCUUUGGCCUACAAACACACUGGAAUUGUGUGCAGACUCACCUAUCCUGCGGCCGUUGUUUUGAAUGAGAAAACCACUAAAGUUAUUGAGGCAGCUUUCCAACAUGCCCGUUACCCAAGCAUGCAGGGAGAGAAAUCAGCUGCUUUCUUUGGCAAAGUCUCGUAUGGCCUAGAAAAUUUGGAGAUUUACAACCUGUCGAUCGGCCGGAGUGACUUUGAGCUGCGUCCAGGGGAAGGCAUCGGUCUGGAGAUAAGCAACGUCUCCGCUGUGUUCAGCGGCACCAUUCAGUACGGAUAUGGCAGCUGGCUAGUCAAUGUUGGACACAAACUUGACUUUGAGGUUGAAACUCAGAUUGAUCUUGGAAUCAACCCAAAACUUUACUGCGGUAAUUCGAAGGUCGCUGCAGACACAUCUGAUUGUUACCUGAAUUUUCAUAAGUUUCGCCUCUACCUGGAGGGAGACAAGGAGCCCAACUGGCUGAAGAAGCUCUUCACUGACUUCAUCACCUUCACAGUUAAGCUGGUCGUCAAAGGACAGAUCUGUAAAGAGAUCAACAAGCUGGCGGACAUCCUGGCUGAAUUUAUACAAGACACAGCAGCCAACUUCCUCAGUGAUGGCGGUAUCAGUGUUGAUAUUGGUGUAACUACGACUCCUCUCAUCACAGCGAACUACAUAGAGUCCUACCACAAGGGUCUGACAACCUACUUAAACUUGACUUCUGUGAUCAACGCCUCAGUUUUUCACCCAGAUCACCUGACUGAAAACAGGAUGGUUUACUUCUGGUUCUCAGAUGACAUUUUUAUACCACUGAUUGCUGCUGCUCAUCAAGAUGGCCGCUUCCAACUUGACAUUUCAUCAGAAGACCUUAAAACACUUUUUGAGACAAAUCUCUCCAGCAUCAAGCCUGAAUAUGUUGCAAAGUGCUUGUUGGAAUCAGCCUCCCCUGAGCUGAGAGUGUGGAGCUCCUCUGUUCCCACCCUGAACACCUCCACCGUGGGAACGUCGGUCUGGGCUCAGGCCACCGGAGAGCUCUACUGUGGAAGUCAAAACAAACCAACGUUGUCCUUUCAAAUGAACGUUACCGUAGAUGUCACAGCUUCCUAUGCAGACAAGAAACUUUUUCUCCAUGGCAAACCACAACAGAUCUCUGUCAUCCGAGCUGAGCUGCCCCUGCAGAAUAAACUGAUAAACGACGAAGCUCAAGUUGAGUUUAUAAGGGAAGCUGUGGAGAAAAUAGGUGUUCCUAAAGUCCUGUCUGUUUUGGAGGUGGAGAUAACCAGGUUGAUGGACAAACAGGGGGCAAACUUGUUUGAUAUCAUUGACCCCGAGGUGCUUCAUCAGGAAGGAUACAUUGUGACUCAGAUGGAUUUCGGUUUCCCUCAUCAUCUUCUUGUGGACUUCCUCAAGAGGACGCUGCAGUAACUGUGCUGCUCGAAGCAUCUAGCGCAGUCUUCCUAUGUAUCACACAAAAAUCUGUUUCUAGCAGCACUGUUUACCUUAAAUUUAGAAAGUAAAUAAGCAAAAAAAAACAAAAAAACAAUGCUUCACCCUAACAAACUAAUCCAUUUCCUUUUGGUUUUUGUUAUUGUAGAAAUAAAUAAAACACACAUUUGAAGUUGUUGACGUUACUGACCUCAUCUGGAAAGCUUUUCCCACAUCCAGAAAGACCCACUGAACAUUUUCCUUAGUUUUGAUUUGUGCUUAUUUUGUAUGUUAUUAAAAAAAAUACCCAUACAA
This is a messenger RNA of Gambusia affinis (western mosquitofish), 2138 nucleotides long. Its product is annotated as cholesteryl ester transfer protein, plasma. The record is from RefSeq and is a predicted model, not a curated record. The coding region runs from base 327 to 1823 and encodes 498 amino acids. The transcript is spliced from 20 exons. Gene Ontology annotation, cellular component: high-density lipoprotein particle. NCBI's taxonomy places the organism in Eukaryota, Metazoa, Chordata, Actinopteri, Cyprinodontiformes, Poeciliidae. Gene Ontology annotation, biological process: triglyceride metabolic process; cholesterol metabolic process; triglyceride homeostasis. Gene Ontology annotation, molecular function: cholesterol binding; triglyceride binding; cholesterol transfer activity.